AUGGGUGCCAUGGAACCCGUGGUACAGGCCUCCUCCUCGUCAUCACCGGAUGAGGCCAUCAUGGAGCCCCCUAACCCGGUUCCUCAGGUUGACAAAUUUGAUACGGUGCUAGAGGACUUUCCUGACAGUCUCUUUCUCAUGGCUGUACAGGUUCUCCGCUCUGUGCUGCUGUUUCCAACAAUAGAACGCAUGGCUCAGUCCCCGCAAGGCAAGCUCCUGACACCUGUGCUGUGCAAGCUUCGGUACAUUCUGUACAUGCCAGUCUACCUGCUGUCAUUUCUCCCGGAAAGAGUCAAAACUUCCAUGGUGCAAUUUGUGCUGCGAGGAUUGAAAUAUCCUGAUGAAGCUUCAAUAGUUACCUCCCUAAAUCUCUUCAGUGUGGAUUGUGUUGCGAAUGUCCUGUAUAUGGCAAGCCAAGAAAUGAUGAAGGUUGUGGAGAGAGACAGUACAACUAUCAAACAAAAUUUAAAGAAGCUGAUUUUUUAUUAUGGAGUUGCAGACAACUGGUGCCCACAACAGUAUUUUGAAGAGAUCAAGAUGGAUUUUCCGGAUGGGGACAUUCGGCUCUGUGAGAAGGGAAUCCGCCAUGCUUUUGUCCUAGAUGCCAGCAGAGAGGUGGCGGCGAUGAUCACAGACUGGUUACAAGACAUUCUGACCAGAUUAUAAACACUCCUUCAGUGAAUAAUGACAAGAAAAAAAAAGUUGCCCUUUGGUGAAUGUGUAAUUCUCUGUCAGAGUCUGACCCUAAUUUUUCUGUGCAUUAUAGAUUAUGGCUUGUUUUCUACUGAGACAUCUUACAGAAGGAUAAAGUCCCACUGACUGGUCUAAAGUAUAGCUCCAUCAGCACAAUAAUAUUGGAUCCCCAUGCUGUACCAGCAGGGCUCUACAAGGCAUUUCAGGGAUUCUAUCAAAUAUAGAUCAGGACUUUACAGAGUAUGAAAUAAUUAUCAGCUGAUAGCACUGUCCACAAAAUUGAUAUGAGAACUACCAAGACAUCUCUUUGGACACAUGGCUGGUAAGUGCUAGAAGAGCUACACGUUCAAAAUGAGAGCAGGGAAAGGACAGACCUAAGGUCAAAAGUGUCAGAGUGGAAUGUCUCAAGUUAAAUAGCUAAAUCCAUGUUCAUCCACUUACAUAAGUGGCGUAGUUCUCAGAGGUACUGCACACCCACUGCGGUCAAUGGGAACUGCAGGUGUUCAGCCCCUUUAAAAAAUCAAGCCACUUUUGUCAUGUGCCUAAAUAUAGAUUUAAGUCCCUAACUCUAGAGGGAUGCAAGAUUAAAACUUUUGACCCAAAUGCACAAGUUGAAUGAAUUCACAAUAAGAAAAUGGCCAACAUUUCUGUCACAACUGGAUGUGCAUAUGAAAUUUCAUGAACCCUUUUAAAACAUAUAGGCCCAGAUCCUCAGAUGAUGUAAAUAAGCUCCAUCAGUUUGUCAGUUUGUAUCAGCUGAGGAUCUGGUCCUUACUCUAAUACAUUACUGAUAAAUACACUUCAUCAUCCUCAUGCACACUCCUUCGCCCUUUUAUUUCACUUCAAUCGAGAUUGCAAACAGUGCAAAAAAAAAUCUGUCAUUGUGAAAAUGACACAAAGCUAAGAAUGAAAACUCUGUAGGCAUUGGGAGCAGAAAUUGCCAAGAGAGACAGGUGGAAUCAGGAAAAGAUGUCCUAACAGUGAGAUUGUGAAAUAGUCUCUCAAAGGAAAAGAUAUGAGCCCAGUCCCCAGAGACACUUAAAAAUAGAAAAAGCACUGGAUAAUAUAGUGUAAGGAGCAACCCUUCCCUGGCAGGGAGAUUGGUGACCUAAUAUGUCUUUUACAUCUCUGACUUGUAUGAUCCAUUAAGAAUUUAAAUAAGGCACUAGGGGAGAUGAUAAGGAAGUCCUGUAUGAUGCAGGAGGUCAGACUGGAUAACCCAAGAAUUCUCUUCUUGCUAUUCCUUUAUAUGAUUACACACACAGUCAUUUCUGUUUAAAUUCCUUUGUUACGUUCUGAUAUUUAAAGGCAAACUGUAGCAGAAUCCAAUUUCCAGUUUUCUGUGGACUUGUCUUCAAAACUCCAGGGUUGUAUAACAUCUGGUACACCAAUGAAUUUAUGGAUGAUGUUUGUGAAUGAUGUUAAUGAAACAGAAGAUGAUGCUUAAGGUUGAAAUGUUAGGCAGUCUGUAGUGGCAUAAGUUGAGUGUGUGUGAGGCAAUUGUCCCAGACUGUUCUGUGAAACUAACCCGGUCAUGGUUAUUACAAGCUCAUAGAAGCCGCCUUCCCUCAGCAGGACCAUAGUGGCACAAUAGAAUAUAUGUUGUUGCCUUAUAUGGUCAUAACAACUGCAACAACAAAAAUCACUGUGCCCAGUUUUGAAAUCUACAGUUAUAUGUGUGGUCAAACAGCCCCCAGAUGCUGAUAUGCAGUCAUUUUAAAUGUUCUUUCUGCUGCGGCUUCUGAACCCAUGUUCUGGCAUAGAUACUCCAUGUGCAGGGUGAAGCAUAUAUAUGUAUGUUAGCAACAAAUGUCAGCAUUGAGUUCAGUAGAUUCUUCUGUAAUUACGUGUUGAUAUGAUUGAAUAAAUUGUUCAUUCCUUGCAGUAUAUUGAAUUGAA
Messenger RNA from Chrysemys picta bellii (western painted turtle), 2592 nucleotides. Lineage: Eukaryota; Metazoa; Chordata; Testudines; Emydidae. The record is from RefSeq and is a predicted model, not a curated record.